Messenger RNA from Numida meleagris (helmeted guineafowl), 1505 nucleotides. It is a transcript of the gene FAM8A1, whose product is annotated as family with sequence similarity 8 member A1. The transcript is spliced from 5 exons. NCBI's taxonomy places the organism in Eukaryota, Metazoa, Chordata, Aves, Galliformes, Numididae. The record is from RefSeq and is a predicted model, not a curated record. The coding region runs from base 54 to 536 and encodes 160 amino acids.
CGGCAGGUCGGGAGUUUAUUAUCCCUUCGCUGGCCCACAGGUUCAUAGCAGAGAUGGUGGAUUUCUUCAUUCUGUUCUUCAUAAAGGCAACCAUUGUUUUAAGUAUUAUGCACCUCAGUGGGAUUAAAGACAUCUCUAAAUUCGCUAUGCAUUACAUAAUAGAAGAAAUAGAUGAAGAUACAUCCAUGGAAGAUUUGCAGAAAAUGAUGAUAGUAGCUCUCAUCUACAGGCUAUUAGUCUGCUUCUAUGAGAUAAUCUGUAUUUGGGGAGCAGGUGGAGCAACCCCAGGGAAAUUCUUGCUUGGGCUGCGAGUUGUGACGUGUGAUACAUCUGUACUCAUCGCACCCAGUCGUGUGUUAGUCAUUCCGUCUUCUAAUGUCAGUAUGACAACGUCUACAAUAAGAGCUUUGAUCAAGAAUUUUUCUAUUGCUUCAUUUUUUCCUGCGUUCAUUACACUGCUAUUUUUUCAGCACAACAGAACAGCCUAUGAUAUUGUAGCAGGAACUAUCGUGGUAAGAAGAAAUGGAAUCAGAUGAUAUCAAAAGAUGACAAAGACUCCCAGACUGCUUUUGAAUGCCAUUCCCAAAUGAACAAAGACCUACCCCAAAACCAAAAUUGAGAUGACAGUCCGAAUCUUUUGCCCAAAUUAAAGCAGAAUGAUUCAGAAGCUAAAGGAAAUGGGUUGUUCCAGUGUGGUGCCAGCAGCUACCUUCAGAGUAUUGGAGUUCUCACAAACGCCAAAGAAGUUUAAGGGAAACAAUAUGUAUUAACUGUAGAUUGAAAAGAAAGUAAGUGGCUCUGCUAAUAACUGCAGAAAGGUGCUGUUCUGUUUGUCAGCCUGCGGGGAAAGCAGAUACUGAGAAAUACUCCACCUCUAAGGAAAUGUUUUUCCUAUAGUUUUGGGUGUUGGCAGGUAACUAGAAAACGUUUUCCAAGCAGUUGCCUAAGUCGUGUUGCAGACUCUUUGAGGGGAAGGGAACUGCAGUAUUGGAGAGUAGGGCAAAUUCAAUGACUUACGUUGACAGAUGUGUAGAAAGCAAGCAGUGUUGAUCAGUUCCCUUAUUAUUGUUUCACAGAUCAUAUUUCCUCACCUCUUAAAAGUAUAUUAUCUGAAUAUUGAUGUGACAAGUUUUUUUGCAUGAUUAUCUUAAGUAUUGUUAUUUAAUGUGUCAAAGCUAAUAAUGAGGUGAAAGGGUAGCUGCUUUUUCUCUGGAAAGGGUAUGUUACGCUGCAGUGUUAGUGAAUUGCCGUGUAUAUAAUUUUGGAGCUGUGAACAACACACAUCAUUUGCUUCUCUCUGGAGUGAAAGCACUUGUCUAUUUCUUGCAUACAAUAUCAAGCAGAACAUCCGAAUGAGUUUCCAGGAGCAUGCAGAAACUAUUAACUGAAACACGUGUCAGAAGUACAACUACUACUUGUUUUCACUUUAUAUUCUGGCUAACUUUGUAUAUUCAGAAUAACUUCAAUACUGAAUAAAAAAGCCUGAUAUUUUGCAUGAUUACAGA